This is a messenger RNA of Myripristis murdjan (pinecone soldierfish), 2936 nucleotides long. It is a transcript of the gene ccdc85al, whose product is annotated as coiled-coil domain containing 85A, like. The transcript is spliced from 4 exons. The coding region runs from base 351 to 1820 and encodes 489 amino acids. NCBI's taxonomy places the organism in Eukaryota, Metazoa, Chordata, Actinopteri, Holocentriformes, Holocentridae. The record is from RefSeq and is a predicted model, not a curated record.
GGCGGGAGGUGUGAGCACCAACUGCCGCUGCCCGCCGAAGCUGCUCCUACUUUGCCUGCACUGAGGACUGAAUUUGGAUACUAAAGCGAGACGAUAACUCACACAAACUAGACUGCAUAGAGUCCACCCCGGUGUGCAAUGAUGUUGCAGUGAUAGAUAACCGCCUUUCCAGCGCUAUCUCGCACCCUACCGGCAUCGUCAGCUGUUGCUUUAGGGGACAGGGAAGUGUCGGGGGCAGCAGAAAAAAGGCCAAACUAUGCGCUUGAUUCUCAAACGGUAACCAUUUUCGACCCUAACUCGACUGGGGAGCGGAUGCGAACAGAGGUUGUCAACGAGCCUCUGAGUGUUUUAUGCCCGUUAUCGGUGCCGGAGGAGCUGUACCAAUGGAGAAAGCGACUCCACCGCCCCAGCCCCAGCCCCAGCUCCAGUUGUCGAUAACAAAGACUGAAAGUCCAGCGGAGGACAUCUCCAGUCUGACAGACGAGGAGCUGCUGAAGUGGACCAAGGAGGAUCUGGUGCGGCGGCUGAGGCGGUCUGAGGCCGACAAGAUGAGUGUGAUUCUGGACCACGGGAAUCUCAUCCGAGAGGUCAAUCGCAGCCUCCAGCUGCACUUGAACGAGAUCAGGGGGCUGAAGGACAUUAACCAGAAGCUGCAGGAGGACAACCGUGAGCUGCGGGACCUGUGCUGCUUUCUAGACGAUGACCGUCAGAAGGGUAAGCGUGUGUCCAGAGAGUGGCAGAGGCUUGGCCGUUACAGUGCCAGCAUCAUGCGCAAAGAGGUGACCCUCUACCUCCAGAAGCUCAAGGAACUGGAGAUGCGGCAGGAAGAGGUGGUCCGGGAGAACCUGGAGCUUAAGGAGCUCUGCCUGCUCCUGGAUGAGGAGAAGGGGGUUGUAGGAGGAGGUGGUGUGGGAGGAGGUGGAGUCGGAGGUGGCGUAGGGGUGGGAGGUUGCCGUAACUCCAUAGACAGCCAGAAUAGUUUGCUGCUGGUGCCUGGCACAGGGCUCCUGAUGAGGGACAUGGGGGAUGGGAGCAGCACCUCCAGUGCAGGGAGCGCCGACAGCUCCGAUCAUCCUCACCAUAAGCAGCCUCAUCUGGCUGGGGGAGUGGGUGGAGUUGGUAGUGUUGUCAGUAUUGGUGGCGAAAAGGGGAGCCCUGAGCUCCUCCACAAACCCAGGUGUAGCAGCAUCAGUGGAAUAGGAGGAGGAGGCCCAGGAGAGCGGGAAGUGUCCAGCCCUGAGCACCCGGCUGGGCGUCACCGCAGCACUAGCUUGGAGUACCCGUACGCCCUGCCCCAGCCCUGCCGGCCCCGCUGUGGCUCCAUCUCUGUGCCUGACCACAGUCGCGUCAUGCGGGGCCUGAGUCCAGAAAAAUACGGGAAGAACGUGGGCCGACGGAGUCCGGAGCAACACCCGAAGCACCACAGCUCCGACCUCCUGCUGGGUCAGAAGCAGCACUUCCUAGGGCAGGGAGGCAGCGGGGAGCUCUACCAGAGACACCACCGGAGCAGCAUCAGCAGUCUCGGCGGCGGGAGCCCAGAGCCCCGACAGGCACAUUUAGGGAGCAUUGACCACCAUGAGAAAGGAUGUGUGAUCCAGGGGGGCAGCCCGGAGACUCACAGGCACCAGUACAGCAUGAGCCCGGACCAACUGAAGUUUGGCAGCCCUGUGAGAGACGGGCAGAGGAGGCCGACUGGAGAGGAGCUUUCCCCACAUCAUCGAAGCAUCUACAAUGGGAUGAAUGCUUUGAUAUCAGCUGGCUGCUGCACCAACAACUGUAGAAAUGUCAAGCUAUGGGACAGCUUUGAUGCCUCCUCUUGACCCCAACUUGGCCAGCCAGGCUCCACAAACGGAGGGGAGGCGCUCGCGUGGUACGGCCCUCUCACAUCACUGGCCCUGACAGGCCGGGGGCCCCUGGAUGCCACCCUCCGCAGCUCCAGAUGGUCCUUCCGUGCCCUCACCCAUCUCCACAGCAGCCCUAAAACAGCCUGCCUCCAUGUUUUCAUUUCUACAUAUCAAGAGAUUGUGUGUUUGUGAGUGUGAGUAUGAGUGUGGGUGCGUGCGGGGUGUGAGAGUGGGGGGUGUUUGGGGGAAUGCUAUUAGUACGGUUGGUAAAACUCCUGAAGACUGCCGCAGCUAAACGGAUGAGAGUGGAUAUCUCUCCCUGCCAACUGUGACAUGGCCUACCUCCCGGAGAGCAAAGAGGGAAAGGGAGGGAAGCUGGACGAGGGGGAGCGAGAUGAGAUGAAGAGGACUCUGCUACCCUCUGUUUACAAAUGUAGUUUAUCAGUGGAGAAGCACAUUUAUUGGACUUUCUAUAACUUGCUGUUCUUACCCAUAAUUAUUUUCCCACACCCUCUCCUCUCCUCUCCUCUCCCUCUCUCUGUCCUGUUUCUCUCACCCCUCCUCUUUGAGGUCUCCUCUCUCUUGCUCUCUCUCCGUCUGUCUCCCUCCCCCUCCUUCCCCUCCUCUCCAGAUAUUCAUCAUCUUCAAAGUGUGUAAUGAGACUGCUGUAAUCUAAUGUUCUGUCUCUUGGUCUCCAAACGCAAAUCCAGCUGAUCACAUUAUUGCCAUCCUCUCCUCUCCCCUCCCUUGUGAUUCAAAACUCUGUCAGUCAUUUUCAACAGAGCAUAGAAAACAGAAAACACACACACACACACACACACACACACGCACACACACGCACACAAAACAAUGUUUAUUUGUUCAAGAUGUUCUAGCAAAGAAGAAAACCUCUUCCUGUGUCUUAAACCAAGAUGGCCAACAUUAGCUGCUGACAGAUGUUCUAGUUCUACAAGAUGCAAUGUUCAGGUGUCAUUUUGUUUUUUGUAUUAUCUUCUUUGCUCCCUGAAAGCGCCUAUAUUGAAGCUGGGGGUAAGAUUAUACGUUUCUCCAUGUUGUUUUUUACAAGGAAGUAAAGUCCAAGUAAAUAGUAGA